CCGGUCCAUAUAAGCCAAGCUAAGGUCGCGUCCAAUGCCAGUUGUACCUCGCUGAGCGCAAGCAUAAGUUGUUUGCCGAUUUUAGUAAUUAACUUUUGUAACUAAAUUAUUUUUAUAUAUUUCCAUUUACCCGCCUAAAAUGGCGUCAGCCGUGAUCAAGUUCAGUGCCAUAUUUAUGUUAAUAUGCGUGUGCCUCGCUGAUGUGUCGGAACUCCCCGGCGUCAAAAACUUAGGCGCCGCUCCAGUCACAGAAGUCUGCUUAGGAUGCAUCUGCCAGGCAGUGUCAGGAUGCAAGCAGGGACUGCAGUGUGAAGGCGACCACUGCGGCUUGUUCCACAUCACAUGGGCUUACUGGGCGGACGCCGGGAAGCCAACACUCCAUGGCCUUAGCCCUGAUGACCCACAAGCGUAUCCGACUUGCACCAAUGACCCGUACUGUGCAGCUCAGACCGUCCAGGGCUACAUGGCUAAAUAUGGACAGGACUGCAAUGGUGACGGUCAAAUCAACUGCUACGAUUACAUGGCCAUCCACAAGAAGGGUGGUUACGGGUGCAAGGGUGACCUGCCCUUCGCCUACGUGAACGUUUUCAACCAAUGUGUGGCCGCCGUGGCUGCUCAACAGGGCUAACUACGCUCUACAACUUGCUUCAUUCAUAUUUAUAAAAAUAUAAUAAGCGAACAAU
This is a messenger RNA of Diatraea saccharalis (sugarcane borer), 683 nucleotides long. The record is from the annotation of a GenBank genome assembly. NCBI's taxonomy places the organism in Eukaryota, Metazoa, Arthropoda, Insecta, Lepidoptera, Crambidae.